ACAUCAUUUCACAACACUUUGAAAGAUAAAUAUACCCCCUGGACUGGUGCUUUUGCAGGCCCACUAGUUUAUCUCAGUGUUUGGCCGAUGAAUUACUGUAUGACAGAAAUGGAGAAGUCACAGCUUUCGUUCGUGUGGCGGAAGGUGCUACUGACCUUUCUUGCUGCGUGAUGGCCAUCUGAUCAUUUUCAACCCAACUGCACUCAUUGGGGGUUGUGCACCUGGACAGGCAGGACAGGCGAAGCCAACUGGGAUAAUGGCAAAGUACCACUGGCAGAGUCAAAAUGUGAAGCAAAGUGGAGUGGACGACAUGGUCCUGUUGUCCAAGAUCACAGAGGACGCCAUUGUGGAAAACCUCAAGAAAAGAUACAUGGAUGAAUACAUUUUUACUUACAUUGGCCCUGUGUUGAUAUCAGUAAACCCUUUCAAACAGAUGCCAUAUUUCUCUGACAGAGAAAUCGAACUCUACCAAGGGGCAGCCCAGUAUGAGAAUCCACCCCACAUCUACGCCUUGACUGACAACGUGUACAGAAACAUGAUGAUCGAAGGAGAAAAUCAAUGUGUUAUUAUCAGUGGCGAAAGCGGUGCGGGAAAGACAGUGGCUGCGAAGUACAUCAUGGGCUAUAUAUCCAAAGUAUCAGGAGGAGGAGCAAAAGUUCAGCAUGUAAAAGACAUUAUUCUGCAGUCCAAUCCUCUCUUAGAAGCCUUUGGUAAUGCCAAAACUGUCCGUAACAACAACUCUAGCCGCUUUGGGAAAUACUUUGAGAUUCAGUUCAGCAGAGGUGGGGAGCCUGACGGGGGCAAAAUCUCCAACUUUCUUCUGGAGAAGUCGAGGGUGGUGAGCCAGAACGACAGCGAAAGAAACUUCCAUGUUUACUAUCAGCUGAUGGAGGGCGCUAGUGCUCACCAAAAGGAGGCCCUGGGCAUCAUGACCCCAGACUACUACUUCUACCUCAACCAGUCUGGAACCUACAAAGUGGAUGGAACCAAUGACAGCAAGGACUUCCAUGAGACAAUGGAAGCCAUGCAGGUAAUCGGGAUCCCAGGUGACAUCCGGGCUCAGGUGCUGCAGAUUGUUGCAGGCAUCCUCCACCUGGGGAACAUCAGUUUCAUAGAGGCAGGAAAUUACGGACAGGUGGAGAGCAUGGACAUGCUCGCCUUCCCAGCCUACCUGCUUGCCAUCGACCCCAACCGUCUGCAGGAGAAGCUGACCAGUCGUAAAAUGGACUCAAAGUGGGGAGGGAAGUCGGAGUCCAUCAACGUGACCCUGAACCAGGAGCAGGCCACCUACACAAGAGAUGCCCUGGCCAAAGCCCUUUAUGCACGCGUCUUUGACUACCUGGUGGAGGCCAUCAAUAAAGCCAUCCAAAAACCGCAUGAAGAAUUCAGCAUCGGAGUACUUGACAUUUAUGGAUUUGAGAUUUUCCAGAGAAAUGGAUUUGAACAAUUCUGUAUUAACUUUGUCAAUGAGAAACUGCAACAAAUCUUCAUUGAACUGACUCUGAAGGCAGAGCAGGAGGAGUAUGUUCAGGAGGGCAUCAAGUGGACUGCCAUUCAAUACUUCAACAACAAGAUUGUGUGUGACCUUAUUGAAAAUAAACUGAACCCGCCGGGUGUGAUGAGCGUGUUGGAUGAUGUGUGUGCCACCAUGUAUGCCAAAGGCGAGGGCGCAGAUGGCACUCUGCUGCAAAAACUGCAGGCUGCCGUUGGAACACACGAGCAUUUCAACAGCUGGAACUCAGGCUUUGUUAUACAUCACUACGCUGGAAAGGUGUCUUACGAUAUCAACGGCUUCUGUGAGAGAAACCGCGACGUGCUCUUCCCUGACCUUAUUGAGCUCAUGCAAAAGAGUCAUCAUGACUUCAUCCGCUCCUUGUUCCCUGAAAACCUCAAUACAGACAAGAAAAGCAGGCCAACUACAGCAGGAUCUAAAAUCAAGAGACAAGCGAAUGACCUGGUGAACACACUAAUGAAGUGUACUCCUCACUACAUCCGCUGUAUAAAACCCAAUGAGACAAAAAGGCCCAAAGACUGGGAGGAGAGCAGGGUUAAGCAUCAGGUGGAAUACCUCGGACUACGAGAAAACAUCCGUGUACGAAGGGCUGGCUUUGCAUACCGCAGGGUGUUCACUAAAUUCCUGCAAAGGUACGCUAUCCUGACUGCUGAGACGUGGCCACGCUGGAGGGGUCCAGAGCAGCAGGGAGUUCUUCACCUCCUGCGGUCGGUUAACAUGGAUAAUGACCAGUACCAAAUGGGGCGCACCAAGGUCUUUGUUAAAAAUCCAGAAUCGCUGUUUCUUCUUGAGGAGAUGAGGGAGAGAAAAUUUGACACUUUUGCCAGGAUCAUUCAGAAAACCUAUAGAAGAUACAUGGCCAGAAAGAAGUAUGAGCAGAUGAGAGAAGAGGCUUCAGACAUCCUGUACAACUCAAAAGAGCGGCGGAAAAACAGUAUCAACAGAAACUUUGUGGGUGACUACCUGGGUCUGGAGCAGAGGCCUGAGCUGAGACAGUUCCUGGCCAAAAGGGAGCGGGUUGACUUUGCAGACUCUGUCAACAAGUUUGAUCGAAGGUUCAAGUCCAUCAAGAGAGAUUUGAUCUUGACCCCCAAGGGCAUCUAUCUGAUUGGUCGAGAGAAAGUGAAGAAAGGUCCGGAGAAAGGGCAAAUAAAGGAAGUGCUGAAACGAAAGCUGGAGUUUGGAAGCAUUAAUGGCAUCUCACUCAGUACAAGACAAGAUGACUUUUUUAUUCUGCACGAGGCGCAGUACGACAGUCUGUUGGAAUCCAACUUUAAGACAGAGUUCCUAAGCUUGUUGUCCAAACGCUACGAAGACGUGACCGGGAAAAAGCUCACAAUAUCCUUCAACGACAGAGUAGAGUUCAGAGUGAAGAAAGAGGGCUGGGGUGGAGGGGGUUCCAGGGUGGUGAUGUUCCAGAAAGGGAUAGGGGACGAGGCCCAGCUCAAACCUGCAGGAAAGACCCUUAGCAUCACAAUAGGCAAUGGUCUACCCAAGUCUUCCAAACCAACUAGGAAGGGUGGUCAACAGUCACAUGGUGGAGGCCGAAAUCACAGAGCCAGCAAAGCACACCAGAAUGGAGCGAGCCAGUUCUCCAGAGGACCCAAACAAUCGGAAAUUACAUAUUCCUCACCGCAUAAACAGGACAGACCUCCUCAAACGGCGCUGCCUAAACUGGGCUUUCAGAGAGCUCCCAGGAUCCCAACCUACAACCACAGUAACCAAGGGAACAUGGACUUCCUUAAUGUGCCCGACGGGGGCAUGUCAGGGAAACAAAGGAAGCACAGCAUCGGUCAGCGGCCUCCUCCUGCUCCCAAACCUCAGCCUCGCCCUCUGGGGCCCCGCUGUCGGGCCUUAUAUCAGUACAUUGGCCAGGACACCGACGAGAUCAGCUUUGAGUUCAAUGAUGUGUUUGACCUUGUCAAAGAAGAUCCAUCAGGAUGGUGGAUAGGCAGGAUUCAAGGAAAAGAAGGUCUCUUCCCUGGUAACUAUGUGGAAAAGAUUUAACCAGGACUGAUUGUUAAUUAAACUGAACAUAAUUGCGUGGUGAACUCUGCUGAUAUGUGAACCAUACCUCAGAAGACAGAAGGUAUUGCCAUUACUGUCCCGACAGUUAAAACACAUACCCUACGACCACACGUGUUGGGUUUCAUCUGUGUCAUUGUCUCACACUAUCCUGUUCAAAGUGAGCAAGUAAAAAGAUCGUUGACUGCUGGCCUGCACUUGCCUUGACACCUCCCUUUCAGCUUUCUAUGGACUUAAGCUUCAGUUACAGACCAUCAACUAAAAUGAGCCUAAUUGCUGCAUCGCAUUAUGGUGUCGACACUGUUUACAUCCAUAUGUUGGAUUCUAUUGUUCAUGUUUUCUGGAAAAGAAAAGUAGCAGAAAAGAGCAGCAUGCCACAAUUUAACAAUAUACCUAAUUUGUGGUAUUGUGAUUUUGAUUUACCUGAUGUCAAUGUAAUGUAUAUUUUUGUUUGUUUAUAAAAGAAUUUAAGUACAAACAUAAUGCUGUUUGCUAGUCCUGGUUUUAACGUUGCUGACUUCGUAUUAUAAUUACCGUAUGUUUAGCAGCAGCUUGCUGCAAAAGUGUUGAUAAAAGCCAAGUGGUUAGAUUUUCUCUGCUGAUUUAGGCACAUGGGGAUUUUUGUUUACUUGUCUCAGUAUAAAUUUGACUUGAUUUAUCUUAUCUAAUGAUUCAUUUCACUUUAGUUAUUUUUUUACAUCUACUUUUGUAGUCAUUUUUAUGUGUUUAUAAUAAUAAUAAUGCACUGGGGAUGUAGCUAUAUGCUGUUUCCUGAAUGCAGGCAGCGCAAGUUCGAUUCCCGGCCGGCCAGUGACCCAAUACCCAUUUCAAGCCAAAAUACUGUAAAUGGGAGGGUUGCGUGGGGAAAGGCAUUUGUUGUAAAAAAAAAAAUAAUAAUAAUAAUACAAAGAAUAAUAAAGAAAAAACUCCCAAACAAAUCAUGCGAGUGAUUGGCUUUCACGACCUUUGAUAAGAAAAGCUGAAAGUCACAAUCUUAUGUAUUCAUAAUAAGAAUUUUCUGUACCAGCAUAGUAUUGGCGUUGUAUUUCCAUUACACUUACUUACACACAUGUGCAAUGCAUGUGUUGCACUGUGUGAGGGAAAUGGUGGUCAGACCCGAUACUGCCUAGUUUUAUUUACUUGCUCUUAUUGUGAAAUGCAGCCCUACAUUUAUUUAAUAAAUGAGAGAACAUUAAAAAGUUGUGCUCAUACUGUACGUUUGAUUAUGCAUGGCAGAAUUUGUAAGAUGUGUACAAUUCUUUAUUAUUCUCUAAUAUCAUUAUAUCUGUGGCAUUAAAAAAAACAUCAAUGAUACUGUCA
Molecule: messenger RNA, 4858 nt
Organism: Phyllopteryx taeniolatus (common seadragon)
Lineage: Eukaryota; Metazoa; Chordata; Actinopteri; Syngnathiformes; Syngnathidae
Gene: myo1f
Product: myosin IF
Exons: 29
Coding region: 257-3520 (1087 amino acids)
Biological process (GO): vesicle transport along actin filament; actin filament organization
Cellular component (GO): vesicle; myosin complex; microvillus
Molecular function (GO): actin filament binding; microfilament motor activity; ATP binding
Source: RefSeq, a predicted model, not a curated record